Messenger RNA from Puccinia graminis f. sp. tritici CRL 75-36-700-3, 1554 nucleotides. RefSeq lists its product as uncharacterized. Lineage: Eukaryota; Fungi; Basidiomycota; Pucciniomycetes; Pucciniales; Pucciniaceae. The coding region runs from base 1 to 1554 and encodes 517 amino acids. The transcript is spliced from 5 exons. The record is from RefSeq and is a predicted model, not a curated record.
AUGAUGAGAGAAAAACAUAAAGUGCUUGUGCAAUUUGCAAUCACUUUUGCUCUCACAAGAGGUAAUAUUUGUCCCCUCUUGGGCGGAAGUGUCGAUCCAGAGGCCUCUACAUCAAUCACCGAAGGAUGCCAGCAUGGAUUCCUUUCUAAUUUGGACGAGGAAGGCGCGGGAUUUCCUACAGGAGCGAGCGAUAGCUACAGCCUAGUCAGCUCAGGUUGGAGCGAGUCGGCGAACAAGUUUACAACCGAACAAAAAGUCCGGAUAUCGAAUCUUCCCUCUAACGCGGACAGUCUACCUGGUGCUCUGUCUGAUAACGAAACUACAGAAAGAGCCACCAUGGGGCAAGAAGAGGCAGAUCAGGAAAAUUUUGGAGCUGUUGGUUUUAAGAGCGGAGAAACACAAACGUCUGAUGAAGACAUUACCACGGAAAAUGCAAGCCGGAAACCCAGGAAAAAGAAGAAAAACAAGAAAAACAGGAAGGCAAAACAAGUCGUUUUUAAACAGGGUGAUGAGAACUCUCCGUCUCUCUUAGCGAAGAAUGCUGUUGAUGUGCAAAAAAGUCCGCCAUCCCAGCCUGAUCAGAAUUUUAAUCCUCCGUACAUGGCAAUCAAGAACAUCGACCAGAAAUUAGAUGAAGUGAAUCAAAAGGAGGACCACUGCAGGAGACUUGGGAACCUUUUUAGUGACUCUACUGAUGGCGAAUCAGAAGCUCCAACACGCUUGCCAAAAUUUUCUUCGAUCCCACAAACUGCUGAUACAGUUACUGGUUUCUCAGGUCUAGUCAAAUGUAUUCUUGAGGAGGAAAUAGAAAUAGAAGAAAAUAUGAAAGAGAAAGGACUCAAAAGAUUGAAGAUGGCUUUCCAACCCUAUCAAUCAGCCAACUCUGGCGAAAUAUAUCCAGGAGUUAUCAAGGGGAAAUGGAGUGAUGUGGUCCAUAAAUCACAACCUUCAUUACAGGAAAUCAUCAAGAUUUUGAAACAAAUUGAAAGUUCAAAAGAUGGGGUCUCCAAAGACAAACUGACUGGCUUGCUGAAUAAUAAAUGUUCGGAUUUUGCAUCCAAAAUCUUUGAAACUCAUCUGCAACUAUUUAAUAACCAGAAUCAUCUUCCCCUUCACAAAUUGAGCUAUGAGGAUUACAAUGGACUUAAAUUCGUGUGGAACUUAAAUCCAGAGCUGGUUUUAAUUGAGCUGGAAAAACGACAAACUUCUUGCAUUGGAAUUAGUAAAUCUGAACUACACAGGAGAAUCAUCACAUUUACAAACCAAGUAAUGCAAAAGACUAUUGUUGAGAAUUGGGGACUGAUCAAGAAUAGUUUUAUUGAAAGGAAGAAAUACAAGCCUAGUUUCCUGAACAAAUUUGAAAAGUAUUUCCGCCUACAACAAGAGUUUCCAAAAACAAUUCUUGCUUCGGAGGAGCAAUACUUGGAGGAGUAUCCAAAAGAUUUGAGAGCCAAGAACCCUUAUGAAACCACUGAAAAACUUCUUCAAUCAGUUUGGGAAUUGUCCCAAGAAGAAAACAAGAUGAUAUUGAUUCAUGGGACUCACCCAAAGUGA